Molecule: messenger RNA, 552 nt
Organism: Hemisphaericaspora subhashii
Lineage: Eukaryota; Fungi; Ascomycota; Pichiomycetes; Serinales; Debaryomycetaceae
Product: thiosulfate sulfurtransferase
Exons: 1
Coding region: 1-552 (183 amino acids)
Cellular component (GO): mitochondrion
Molecular function (GO): thiosulfate-cyanide sulfurtransferase activity
Source: RefSeq, a predicted model, not a curated record
AUGUUUAGCAUCAGAACAUUAAGAGCACCAAUCCUUAGAUCUUCUACCAGAUUAUUAACUAGAUCAUUACAAUCUACAUCAAUUGCUCCCAGAGUAUUCAAUACUUCUAAAACCACCAUUGUUAAUCAAACUGCCAAAUUAAAUCAAUAUAGAUCAUAUAGCGUCUUAACCGAAUCUCCAGCAGCUAAACUUUAUAAUUAUGACGAUGUAAAAGAUGUUGCUGUUCAUCCUGAAAAUUAUCCAUCAUCAAUUUUAGUUGAUGUUAGAGAACCAGUUGAAUUUAAUGAUGGUCAUAUUCCAGGUGCAAUUAAUAUUCCAUUUAAAAGUAGUCCAGGAGCUUUAAGUUUAUCUGAAGAUGAUUUCCAAGAAAAUUUCGGAUUUGAAAAACCAGCUAUGGAUAAAGAAUUGAUAUUUUAUUGUUUAGGUGGUGUUAGAUCUACUGCUGCUGAAGAUUUAGCCAGUACUUUUGGUUAUAAAAAGAGAGGUAAUUAUGUUGGUUCUUAUGAAGAUUGGUUAGCAAAUGAAAAUGCCAAUCAAAAGCAAAAUGCAUAG